CAGAACUGCAAGGAGGACGUCGCACAGUUCCUCUUCAAGGGAGAGGGCCUCAACAAGACGGCCAUCGGAGAAUACCUGGGAGAGAGGCACGAGUUCAACCUGCAGGUGCUGCAUGACUUCGUGGAGCUGCAUGAGUUUGCGGACAUGAUCCUCGUGCAGGCUCUGCGACAGUUCCUCUGGAGCUUCCGUCUGCCUGGAGAGGCGCAGAAGAUAGAUCGCAUGAUGGAAGCGUUCGCACAGCGCUACUGCCAGUGCAACCCCGGCGUGUUCACCUCCACAGACACGUGCUACGUGCUGAGUUUCGCCGUCAUCAUGCUGAACACGAGUCUUCACAACCCGGCCGUGAAGGACAAGCCGAGCGUCGAGCGAUUCAUAACCAUGAACCGCGGCAUCAACGAUGGCGGCGACCUGCCAGCAGAGUUACUCACCAGCUUGUAUGAGAGCAUCAAGAAGGAGCCGUUUAAGAUUCCCGAGGACGAUGGCAACGAUCUCAUGCACACCUUCUUCAACCCCGACAGAGAGGGUUGGCUGUGGAAGCAAGGCGGUCGCUACAAGCAGCUGGAAGCGCCGCUGGUUCAUCCUCAACGACAACUGUCUCUACUACUCUCGGAGCUUCACAACGGACAAGGAGCCGCGGGGCAUCAUUCCGCUAGAGAGCGUCAGCGUGAGAGAGGUGCAGGACCGCAACAAGACGCACUGCUUCGAGAUCUUCUCUGUCGACAACGACGUCAUCAAGGCCUGCAAGACCGACUCCGAGGGCAAGGUCGUCGAAGGCAAGCUACCGACGGUUUUUUUAAUCGCGGCAAUGUCUGCAAGCCCACGGCUGAGGAGAAGGACGAGUGGAUCAAGUGUAUCAGGGCGAGCAUCAACGAGCAUCCUUUCUACGACAUGCUCGUUGUGCGCAGGAAGAAGGCUCAGCACAAGAUUGGAAAGAAGAGCGCCUAGCAACCGUCUCCGCGUCCCGCCCGGCAACCAUCGUCGCGUGUGGCUGGGCACCCGGCAACCGUCGUCAUGCGCGGCCGGGCGCCAAGCAACCGUUGUA
Molecule: messenger RNA, 1042 nt
Organism: Priapulus caudatus
Lineage: Eukaryota; Metazoa; Priapulida; Priapulimorpha; Priapulimorphida; Priapulidae
Product: cytohesin-1-like
Exons: 8
Coding region: 145-945 (266 amino acids)
Biological process (GO): regulation of ARF protein signal transduction
Molecular function (GO): guanyl-nucleotide exchange factor activity
Source: RefSeq, a predicted model, not a curated record